AUGAAACGAACUAGAAGGAUCAUAGAAGGACAUAUUGGAUUUGGAUUCGAUGGCUCUAGGCACAAAAUAAACUCUCAGAAACAGUCGACCCAGAAAAUAUAUGGAGAUAGGGUGCCAAAUCUGGUAACAAGGACCGGAAGGAAAGCAGAUGGAUGGGGUGCCAAAUCUGGUAACUGGAGCAGCCAAAGAAAUAAUCCUGGGAGACCCCCAAGGAGACCAGAUGAGAGGGGUCCACCUCCACCAAGACAACGGUUUGAACUAACAAUAGAGGAGAAGAACAUUCUUCUAGAAGUUGAACCCAUAAUAUUCCGUGUGAGAAGUUGA
Molecule: messenger RNA, 324 nt
Organism: Miscanthus lutarioriparius
Lineage: Eukaryota; Viridiplantae; Streptophyta; Magnoliopsida; Poales; Poaceae
Source: the annotation of a GenBank genome assembly